GGGGCGUGGGUAGAUCGCGGCUCCCAAGCCGGGACUUUGGGCUCGCAGGCAGGAUCCCUUCCAGCCCAAGCACCCCGCCCAGGCGCGCCAGGCAGAGCCCCGCCCCACCCGGCCUUUCCCUUCCGCCCUGGGGCGCGGAUCUUGCGUUUGAAACUAAGCAGCGCAGAGCGCGGAACCUGGCCGGCGGGCCACGUGACAAGCCCGGAGACAGCUCCGCCCACCCGCUUCCUGAGCCGCACAUCCAGUCCUCCCUCCUCCCUUCGCACGUGGUGCCGUCGCUGCUGCCUCCAGCUCGCCCCGAACCCAGUUCCUGCAGCCAUGGCUCCUGGCCAGCUCGCCUUAUUUAGUGUCUCUGACAAAACCGGCCUUGUGGAAUUUGCAAGAAACCUGACCUCUCUUGGUUUGAAUCUGGUCGCUUCCGGAGGGACUGCAAAAGCUCUCAGGGAUGCUGGUCUGGCAGUCAGAGAUGUCUCCGAGUUGACGGGAUUUCCCGAAAUGUUGGGGGGACGUGUGAAAACUUUGCAUCCUGCAGUGCAUGCUGGAAUCCUGGCUCGUAAUAUCCCAGAAGAUAAUGCUGACAUGACCAGACUUGAUUUCAAUCUUAUAAGAGUUGUUGCCUGCAAUCUCUAUCCCUUUGUGAAGACAGUGGCUUCUCCAGGUGUAACUGUUGAGGAGGCUGUGGAGCAAAUUGACAUUGGUGGAGUAACCUUACUGAGAGCUGCAGCCAAAAACCAUGCUCGAGUGACAGUAGUGUGUGAACCAGAGGACUAUGUGGCAGUGUCCACGGAGAUGCAGAGCUCCGAGAGUAAGGACACCUCCUUGGAGACUAGACGCCAGUUAGCUUUGAAGGCAUUCACUCAUACGGCACAAUAUGAUGAAGCAAUUUCAGAUUAUUUCAGGAGACAGUACAGCAAAGGCAUAUCUCAGAUGCCCUUGCGCUAUGGAAUGAACCCUCAUCAGACCCCUGCCCAGCUGUACACACUGAAGCCCAAGCUUCCCAUCACAGUUCUAAAUGGAGCCCCUGGAUUUAUAAACUUGUGCGAUGCUUUGAACGCCUGGCAACUGGUGAAGGAACUCAAGGAGGCGUUAGGUAUUCCAGCCGCUGCCUCUUUCAAACAUGUCAGUCCAGCAGGUGCUGCGGUUGGAAUUCCACUCAGUGAAGAUGAGGCCAAAGUCUGCAUGGUCUAUGAUCUCUAUAAAACCCUCACACCCAUCUCAACGGCAUAUGCAAGAGCAAGAGGGGCUGAUAGGAUGUCUUCAUUUGGUGAUUUUGUUGCACUGUCCGAUGUUUGUGAUGUACCAACUGCAAAAAUUAUUUCCAGAGAAGUAUCUGAUGGUAUAAUUGCCCCAGGAUAUGAAGAAGAAGCUUUGACAAUACUUUCCAAAAAGAAAAAUGGAAAUUACUGUGUCCUUCAGAUGGACCAGUCUUACAAACCAGAUGAAAAUGAAGUUCGAACUCUCUUCGGUCUUCAUUUAAGCCAGAAGAGAAAUAAUGGUGUCGUAGACAAGUCAUUAUUUAGCAAUGUUGUUACCAAGAAUAAAGAUUUGCCAGAGUCAGCCGUCCGAGACCUCAUCGUAGCCACCAUUGCUGUCAAGUACACUCAGUCUAACUCCGUGUGCUACGCCAAGAAUGGGCAGGUUAUCGGCAUUGGAGCAGGACAGCAGUCUCGUAUACACUGCACUCGACUUGCAGGAGAUAAGGCAAACUAUUGGUGGCUUAGACACCAUCCACAAGUGCUUUCGAUGAAGUUUAAAACAGGAGUGAAGAGAGCAGAAAUCUCCAAUGCCAUCGAUCAAUACGUGACUGGAACCAUUGGCGAGGAUGAAGAUUUGAUCAAGUGGAAGGCAUUGUUUGAGGAAGUCCCUGAGUUACUCACUGAGGCAGAGAAGAAGGAAUGGGUUGAGAAACUGACUGAAGUUUCUAUCAGCUCUGAUGCCUUCUUCCCUUUCAGAGAUAAUGUAGACAGAGCUAAAAGGAGUGGUGUGGCGUACAUUGCGGCUCCCGCCGGUUCUGCUGCUGACAAAGUUGUGAUUGAAGCCUGCGACGAACUGGGAAUCAUCCUCGCUCAUACGAACCUUCGGCUCUUCCACCACUGAUUCACACGCUGCUUUUUGGCUUACUUAUGUGUAGGUGAACAGUCACGCCUGAAACUUUAUGAGAAUAACUUUUUAAAAAAAUAAAACAGCACCUCUUAAUCACUGGAUCCAUAGUUUUUGGUAGUUGUGUUUUAUGUUAAAGAUACAGGCUCUUUCAACUGACACAUGACACAUAAAUGAGGAAUUCCAGAGCACCCCCACCUGCCGGAGCUCAGCCCGUCCCACAGCACUGCCUGUGUGAAACAUAAACAUUCACGGGAACCAAACGGACUGAGCAGCCAGAGGACAUGGCACAAGUGUCUUAAAGCUCCAUGUUUCCUCCCAGGGGAGUCUUCUCAUGCUGUUUUUUUUUUUUUAAAUGUAUUUUUUUGAGAUGGAGUCUCGCUCUGUUGCCCAGGCUAGUCAGUGAUGUGAUCUCAGCUCACUGUAACCUCCGCCUCCCAGGUUCAAGUGAUUCUUCCGCCUUAGCCUCCCAAGUAGCUAGGAUUACAGGCAUGUACCGCCAAGCCUGGCUAAUUUUUGUAUUUUUAGUAGAGACAGGUUUCACCAUGUUGGUUAGGCUGGUCUCGAACUCCUGACCUCGUGAUCCACCUGCCUCGGCCUCCCAAAGUGCUGGGAUUACAGGCGUGAGCCACUGCGCCCGGGCCUCAUGCCAUUUAUUUUUAAUCACACUUCUGAGAAGCUUCGUUGUCUACUUUUCAAACACAGCAGAUUGACACCUGUGAACUGGAACCUUAGAGGGGAUUAGUAAGUCUUGCUGACACCCUGUAUGGAUAAUCUAAUGCAUCUUUUUCUUAGUGCUAAGUGAAAUGUUUCCCAGAAUUUCAGCAGCCAUAGAUUCACUCUCUGGAGCUACAUAAAAAUGUCGUCGAUGUUCAGUGCUCAGAAAUUGUACCCAAUAUUCCAGUUACAGGCUUAUCACUGCAGUGGGCACAGUGGGAGGGCAGUGCCUUCCUUCGUCAGGACAGCCCUGUGCAUCUGUGUGUCCUGCCUGUGUGCUUCUGACCAUUCCUGUGCAUUGCACCUGUGUUCAACUAAAACCCUUUGCCAUUGUUCACCUUGACUGAUGAGUCCUACCCUCUUCCCAAGUCUUUAACCUACCCCCCCUUGCUAAAUAAAAAUUUCUGAAGUUUUUUUCUUAA
Molecule: messenger RNA, 3239 nt
Organism: Macaca mulatta (Rhesus monkey)
Lineage: Eukaryota; Metazoa; Chordata; Mammalia; Primates; Cercopithecidae
Gene: ATIC
Product: 5-aminoimidazole-4-carboxamide ribonucleotide formyltransferase/IMP cyclohydrolase
Biological process (GO): 'de novo' IMP biosynthetic process
Cellular component (GO): cytosol
Molecular function (GO): phosphoribosylaminoimidazolecarboxamide formyltransferase activity; IMP cyclohydrolase activity
Source: RefSeq, a predicted model, not a curated record